Messenger RNA from Glossina fuscipes, 4944 nucleotides. RefSeq lists its product as uncharacterized. The transcript has 8 exons. The record is from RefSeq and is a predicted model, not a curated record. Bases 176 to 3757 code for a protein of 1193 amino acids. NCBI's taxonomy places the organism in Eukaryota, Metazoa, Arthropoda, Insecta, Diptera, Glossinidae. Gene Ontology annotation, biological process: mitotic cell cycle.
AGUUUUUCAUUCAAACACCAUAAAUAACAAAGAAACGUAUACAAAACGAAUAUUAAGUGCUUUCUAUAUACAUUCGUUGCAACUAGUAAAUAAAUUUACAACGAAUUAUUUCGAAUUAUUUAUUGAGAUUACGCUACAAAAAAUACAACGAACUUUAUUUUUGAGAACUCAACCGAUGGAUCGUUUUGUUACACGUUCUUCGUCCAUUAAGAAUUUAAAGAACCUCAAAUUAACAGCUGGGAUUACCAAAAGUACUACCAGUACUACUACUAAUGUUUACGUAGCCAAGUCGAAAACGCAGCCUUUACAAGAAAAAGGAUCUAAUAAUUUACCCAAAAACAAGCGCUGUGAUCCAGAGUUGUUGACCUUAGAGAACAAUUCUAAUAGUAAUGAUAGCGGUGUCAGUAGCGCAGUCAGUUUAGCAUCCGUGGCAAGCAAUAAUGGUGUUCAAGAGUUAAACAACGAAAUGCUCAAAAAAAACUACUUAGGGAAACUAGGCGACUAUUUGGAUUGUCCGGCCGAUAAAGAGAAUGAUACUACGUUAAUUAUAGCACCAAAUUCCAAAGCAAUGAAGUUAAAUCCUGUCAAAAGCGAUUAUUCCGUUGCCACGGUGCCAUUAAGAGAAGCGCCAAGAUCAGCAAGAAAACCGGAGAAGAUAUCUGUCAGUACGGAAAAGCAAACCCUAAAACAUAAUCCAUCUGUUAUGGCACGUAUUAGUCGAGACAUUAAUAGCCCUUCAGCCUCAGUUCGCAGCAGAGCUUUGAAAGGCUUAAAGCAUCCGACUUUACAUGGUUAUACUCAAUUUGAUGUGUGCGAUGAGGAACAAAGUUUUCAAAUACUCCAAGAAGAAGCCCCCAGUCUGGAAGAUGUAAUGCGUAAUGUAGUUGUCUAUGUGGAAGUGCGUACCAACGAGGAUAACCGCAGUGCUGGUGUCCGUAAAGUUAUUGAAAAUUUAGGUGCUCGCGUUAACCUAACCCUAUUGCGAGAUACAACUCAUGUGAUUUUUAAAGAUGGUCUUUUGUCUACGUACAAAAAAGCGAAAAUGUGGAAUAUACCAAUCGUGUCAAUUUUAUGGAUUGAAGCGUGUAGAACACAACAUCGUUUAUGUGAUCCAAAGGAUUAUCCUAUUUCGAAUAUAGAUCGUUAUGAAAAUCCCGAAUUGUAUGCGAAAAUUAAGCGUAUAAAGUAUAUGCAACCAGGUUCUGAAUGCAAUAAGCGUAUGCGCAAUCGUGCAGGCGGUACUCCCACUUCUUCUCCGAAAACACCAAAUCUUAAAAGGCAUUCUCUCUUGAUUGAUAGUACGACGCCUACCACUACCCAUAAACAAUAUAUUACUAAGAAACCAAUGGAUAUAUCACAAUACUUUAAACACGUCUACGAAGAAAAGCAAGCCUUCAUUAAUGGUUUCAACUCCCCGUCUACCCAAUUGUUAAAUAGGAUGCAAACCGAAGUAGCACUAUUAAACACUCCGACUCCAGAACAUGAUGCCCGUAGAUCUCUUUGUUUUGCUGGGAAUUCACCAGCAAAAGACAAAUUUACAAGUGCAGUUGCUAGCAAUAACAACACAGUGAAGCAAGCAGUGAAUAAAACGACGCUUACUCGUCGCGGCGGUGCGCUGUCGACGAUAUCCCAAAAAAAUGGUGGUGGUAAUGUAGAAGUGGACAUGGAUAUAAACGCGACAGAAGGUAUGUCCAUUUGCAAAACUCCCACACUUAGCGCAAAUAGACGACGCAGCUCAUUAUGCAUUGCUGAAGACAUGUCAAUAGCCGAUGGCGGCAUAGCAGUACCAGAGACAAACAAUUCGCCGCAUUUAAAUACGCCGAAGAAAGCGGGUAUUAAAAGACGAACGCUUUAUAGCAUAAAGGCCAUGGAACUAAGCAAUAUAAAAAAAAAUCGAAUUGAAGCUGUUGAUAGUUAUAUAAAUAACGAAGAAUUGUCUUGUGAAGACAAAGAAAAGCCAAAAAAAACUAGACGCACUUCAUAUAGCGCAUUAGCAAUGGAAAUUGAGGAAGAAAGUGAAAAGGGCAAAGAACACAUUAUGCAGGAAUCUAUAACUAGUGCUAGUAAUACCUUAUUUCGCGCAUUGUCUAGAGAAGGAAGUGAUGUUACUUUAACCCCCGCUAUGAGUGUCGCAGACAAUAACAACGCUGCAGUAGAAAAAUCCAAUCUCUUAACGAAGGUAGACAGUGGCAAGGGGACAAAGUCUCAAAGCAAGCAGCGAACACCCAAGAAACUUGUGGAUAUCAAAAUUACUGCACUAACACCGAUUAGCCCUGAUGUUACUGGAGGCAUAUGCGUAACGCCAUCCCGCAGUAAAACGUUGUGCAUGGCACAGCGGCCAGCAACAAUAGCAGCAGCCAUGGCCGCAACAACAACUUCUUGCUCAACACUUGUAACCUCUGAUACAGUAGAUGAAGAUUUCAAAACUUGCAUCACACCACCGGUGACAUUUAGUUCUAGCCGCCCACCGGGCAGACGCCGCACACUGUUUGACGUUUCAAUGGACAUUAUAAAUCAACGUGUACAAUUAAUUAAUGACAAGAAAGCCAGAUAUUCUGUCAACGCUGUUCAUGAAAAUGGAAUGGAAACUGCAAAUAACUUUUCUCCUAAUACCCCGGCUGAGCGGAAAACGAAUAACCCAAACACGCCAGAAGAAUUGCCCACAGAAAUAGGUAAUGAAGUUACUAGGACUCCCACAAAUGCUUCUCCCACUGGCAUGGGUAAUAGUGUAUUGCAUAUCAAAAGGAAGCGUAAACUGUUUCCACCUAUUGAUUCACUAGCGUCAAGAACAUCUCCCUUCAAAGAAAUAUUAUUAACCCCAUCCAAAGGUAUUACUAGUAGUAGCAAGAUGACUGAAAAAUCUUUUGCAAGACAUUCAUUAAUAGCUAAGUCCAGCGGUAUGAAAACUAAACGCCGUUGCUCUUUAAUGCCCAUCUCAUUAUCACAGCCAGAAACUGGCAAUAAUAAGCAGACAAAAGAGAAAUUUUUAAAAUCACGUCGCAGCACGAUGGAAUUUGAGCCUUCGAAAAGAAAUGGGAAAAAAUCGGAAACUUUUUUGCCCGCCUCUGAGAAUUGUAAAACCAUUGAUGUAAUUCGUAUUAAAAAGGUUGAAAGCAAAACUCAAAAGCUCAAAUCAAAGAAAAAAUUACCAACUAUGGUCCACACAAAUAUGCGCAAAUCUGAAGUUAAUGUUAUACGUGAGACCGUUAGCCAAUUGGGUGGUUUCAUAUUGGGGGAUAUGGUCAACGAUGACACCACCCACUUGAUAACGUACGAAUCGCGACGUACAUUAAAUUUAUUAAGAGCUAUGGCCCGUGGUUUAUGGAUAGUUGAGUAUAACUGGAUUGUGGAAUCAUCAAAAGUCGGUCGUUGGCUUCCCGAGGAACCAUUUGAAGUGCAUGAUUUUUCAAGGGCCAUAGAGAUUUGCCGUUCGGAAAAACAAGCUUUCGGUGACUUUUAUAAAUGCGAACUUUUCCGCAAUGUCGGAUCAAUUUACGUGAGUAGUCGUUGUUCGCCGGUUUCCAAGGAGAACAUAAAAGAAUUGAUUACAAUAUGCGGCGGUAAGGUAAGCGGUUCGCGUUCGAAAGCCCGUUACAUUAUCGGCAGUCCGGCCUGUAAUUUUGGUGAAAUUCCGCCAAAAGAAUUGCUACAGCAGCAGCAAAACGGUGAAAAGUGUUACGUAUCACCAUUCUGGAUUUUGGAUAGUAUUACGGAAAUGCAAGUUUUAAAAUUGCAGAAGUACGCCUUUAAACCGUAAUGCGCAAUAAUACCUAGGCAAAUGAUUUAUCUUUGAAGCCUUUUGUUAUUAUUUUUAAUGUCUCUUUAUCAUAUAUUUAUUUAUACAUUUAAUAAUUUUCUCUCAAUAAAGUGCAUUUUUAUAAUCGGGAGGACAAUGUGCAAGGUAAGGGAAAUCCACUGCAAAAACGAGCUUCGUAACUCUGAUAUGGAUUUUUUUUUUUAUUUUAAUUACCAAACCUUUACAGAAAGCAAACAUACUCCAGGUUUAUAAAAUAAUUUGUUAAAUUUGGAGCGCAAAUAGUAAUUACUAAAGAAUAGUAUGUCGUGAUAAGAUAACUAUAGCUCGGGUGUGGCUCAGGACUGUCCAGAGGUCCAUUUCAAGACGUUUUUUAUGAAAGUUAAAAGAAUCUUCGCAUUUUUGGUUACGGCAUGUAGUUUUAUAUAUUUUACGGUGUUAUUUCAGAAGACUGACUGAGGAGAUUAGGGGAUUUGCGGCUUGUGGUAAUUAUGUUGCAUCAGAGGAAAUAUAACGUGUGAAUAUAACAAAUCAAAAUUAGAGUAUAGCUGACAAUAUGAAUAUAUAUAUAUAUAUUCAGGUUCAAGCGUAAGGAGUGAGUUCAAUGGAGUAUACGCAUACACAUAAAGUGUAGAUAAGUGUAGUCUUUGGGGGCGGUAAGGAAGGGCUGCUUCCUUACAUCCUCUCCUCACGUCGGAAAUGGACAAGUACCUGGCUUAUUCCUAGCCUGGCUCUCAAAAUUAGAUGCCAUGUUUCACGUCAUUGUAUAAAAAACACCCACGAUUUCCUGUGUCCGAAAAUUCGGCUGUUGGUAGAUGUCGUAUUCUUUAGGCCAUGCUUGCCAUUUUGGAUCAUUAUGUCGUGGUGGGAACUGUUCUGCACUGUGCAGUGCAGAAGAUUCGGGACGGUGGGUAGUACGCUCGUAGCUGGCUGCGCUAUCAUUCAUGAACAUGUCCCCAAAUUGGGAACUACCCCGACCAUUGAAGCCACAGUCGCCUGGAGACAUAUCUCCCACCACACUACAGUCCCAACAGAGUAGUAUUUCUAUCCCUUUUGGUAUUUCUAUCCGAGACAGACACUGCACCGUCAGGUCUUAUUUUUCGGUUGUGGACGGUUUGUUGAUUGAUUGUGACGCAUUGAGUUUUGCAUUCGCAAGGCGUAUGAUUUGAACGCUGCACUUUUCCUCUGAG